Molecule: messenger RNA, 891 nt
Organism: Lycium barbarum (goji berry)
Lineage: Eukaryota; Viridiplantae; Streptophyta; Magnoliopsida; Solanales; Solanaceae
Exons: 3
Coding region: 1-891 (296 amino acids)
Biological process (GO): DNA repair; telomere maintenance
Molecular function (GO): DNA helicase activity
Source: RefSeq, a predicted model, not a curated record
AUGGGUCGUGAUAUCAACGAAUUCCAGCUGAUACCAGAAAUGAUAAAACCUCCUGAGAUAGAAAAAGAAGCUAAAGAUGUUCAUUUCGAAAUACCAACUGUUAGACAUAGUGGGUUCAUAGCUUUAGCUACAGCAAGCUCAGGUGUUGCAGCUUCACUCUUUCCCGGAGGCCGAACUGCUCACUCACGCUUCAAAAUACUUAUUGACAUUGAAGAAAAUUUUAGUUGUAAUAUAAGCAAACAAAGUUCAUUAGCUUCUUUGAUUCGAGAUGCUAGAUUAAUUGUAUGGGAUGAAAUCUCAAUGGCAAAAAAGAAAAUGGUUGAGGCUUUAGAUUUACUUUUAAAAGAUUUAAUGGAGACCAAUAUACUAUUUGGUGGAAAAGUUGUUGUUUUCAGCGGUGAUUUUAGACAAACUUUUCCCGUUGUACGUAGUGGAAAAAAAGAAGAUUUUAUUCAUGAGAGUUUAUUAUGCUCUGAUAUUUGGAAUCAACUUGAAAAAUUGCAAUUGACAGAAAAUAUGCGUGCAAAAACAGAUCUUGCUUUCUGCGAAUACUUAAUGCGAAUUGGUAAUGACAGUGAAAAGAAAAAUACACAAGGAAAAAUUACCAUUCCUCAUUCUUUAAUUAUUCCAUUUACUUUCGAACAAGAAUCCCUGCAACUUCUAUUUAGAGUUACUUAUCCCAAUUUACAUGUUCAUCAUUCGGAUGCUUCAUUUAUUACUUCUCGCGCUGUUUUAACUACAAAAAAUGACUUUGUUGAUGAAAUUAAUAAUAUGCUAAUAACACAAUACCCAACCCCUUCGAAAAUUUACUUGGCUAUUGAUGAAACAAUUGAUCCAAAAGAUCAAAGCGAAUAUGAAGAUUUCAUGCACAGUUUAAAUCCUGCAAAUUAG